This is a messenger RNA of Acyrthosiphon pisum (pea aphid), 1138 nucleotides long. RefSeq lists its product as uncharacterized. Gene Ontology annotation, molecular function: peroxidase activity; heme binding. The coding region runs from base 92 to 433 and encodes 113 amino acids. The record is from RefSeq and is a predicted model, not a curated record. Gene Ontology annotation, biological process: response to oxidative stress. Lineage: Eukaryota; Metazoa; Arthropoda; Insecta; Hemiptera; Aphididae. The transcript is spliced from 2 exons.
UGUUGAAAGAAUUGAAAACAGGUAUCGUUCGGAGGAAAUUAUAUUAUCGAAUGUUAGUAAUUUGAUAACUGGAAGCACAGUUCAUGGACAAAUGAUCAAUUCCAUGCCUUCCAAAGAUGGACAUUCAGAAUCUCGAAAUGCUGAAAUUAUAUUGGAAGUUACACAAAGUUUGAAGAAUACAUAUUGUCUAAAGCACGGGUUAAGUGAUAUACAAUGUGCCAAAGAUUUAACCAAGGUGAAUCUGACCGGGACAACAUUGGGUGAGAUGUGUAUGCCCGAGUAUUACAACAACAAUUCGUGCAUCGGGUACGAGUAUGACUAUCGUAGUUUUGACGGAUCUUGUAACAACCUGAAACGUAAAUAUUUGGGGAAGGCGAAUACACCUUAUAAACGUUUGCUGUUUCCAGUCUACACAGAUGGUAAUAUUUCUUAAUUUCUUUAUGGCGGAAUUCACCCGUAACCUAUGAGUAUAAUGUUUAUUUUUUUUUUUUUAAACAUUAAGAUAUUCAUACCACUGCGAUGAAUUAAAAAUAAGCAUGCGCGUUCCUAUUGAUAAAACUUCACCUUAUAAUAAUAUAUUAACUAAGUUGCUAUAAUUAGCUAUUUUAAAUGAAUAAUAAUUAAAGGGAUUUGGAAUAGCGACUUCUAUUAUCCUAUCUUUUAUUACCAAUUUAAAGCAUAUAAUUAUUACGAUUGAUUGGGAUCGUGAGUAUAGAUUUAUAAACGAAGGGUAUAAUGAUUUAUGAUGCACCUGAGUCUGCGUGUCUUUAUUAACUUAUCGUUGAUGAUAAUUUUAUUGUUGGAUUUGUGUGAAUAUAUAUUAUUAUAAUUUCUUACCUGGUUAAUGUUCCUUCACUUGAACAAUGAUAGAAUUUGAAAAGAGAGUAUAACGACGUUAAUUUUUUUGAAAUAAUGUAAGUACAAUUUUUGGUUUGAAAUGAAAGUUAUUAAUUCACAACAAGAUAUUAUAAGAUUUUAAAUGAGUACGUUAAGUUAAUAAUCGCUUUAUAAUUUUGGUAGCGAAAUAAGAUGAUGCGUGUGAUACUGCAUGAGGUAGUUUUGGUUAUUAUGGACAGACUGAUCUCAAUAUCAAAAUGGGGGUUCUACUUAUAGUAUUGAACUUUGAUACUUUUGUUCC